CAAAGGUACGAGAUGAUGCGGAAAAUGGCGACGCUGAGGAAAACAACGUCUGUGUGGUGGGACAUAAACAGCUGUCCGAUUCCAAGUCUAACCGCUUGUCCAAGUCUGUGUGUGGACGACGAGGAAGACGAAACCUUCAGUGAAUUUUUACUUAUAAACCGCCAAAAACGUCUCGUCGCCGGAGAAAUGCCAAUUACCUGCAAUACUCUCCUCCGUAAGCUCCGGGAAUGUAAGAACCUCCGGUUUCUUCUUCAAAUUCACGGCAGCUUAAUCGUCUCAGGGCUUAAACCCCAUAACCAGCUCGUAAACGCUUAUUCUCUCUUUCAAAGACCCGACCUUUCACGCAUCAUCUUUAAUUCAGUUCGAGACCCAGGUGUUGUCUUGUGGAAUUCCAUGAUCAGAGGGUACACGAGAGCCGGUUUGCACAGAGAAGCUCUCGAAUUCUUCGGGUACAUGUCAGAGGAGAUAGGUAUGGAUCCAGACAAGUACACUUUCACUUUCGCUUUGAAGGCUUGCGCCGGAUCUAUGGACUUGGAGGAAGGUUUGCGAAUACAUGGUUUGAUUUCCGAGAUGGGUUUCGAGUCUGAUGUUUAUAUAGGCACUGCGUUAGUUGAAAUGUACUGUAAAGCUGGCGACUUGAUUUCUGCAAGACAAGUGUUUGAUAAAAUGCCUGAGAAAGAUAUCGUUACUUGGAACAUUAUGGUUUCCGGGUUGGCCCAAAAUGGAUCUCCCGGUGAAGCCUUGCGGUUGUUUCGCGAUAUGCAUUUGAGUUGUGUUGACAUUGAUCAUGUUACUCUCUACAAUCUGAUCCCUGCGGUUUCCAAGCUAGAGAACAUCAGUGUGUGCAGAUGUCUUCAUGGACUUGUGUUUAGGAAAGGUUUUGCCUCUGGUUUUUCUAAUGGGUUGAUCGACAUGUAUUGCAAAUGCGCUGAUUUGUAUGCUGCAGAAUGCAUUUUUGAUGAAGUGUUGUGCAAGGAUGACUCUUCGUGGGGCACAAUGAUGGCAGCUUAUGCACAUAAUGGGUUCUUCGAGGAGGUAUUGGAGUUGUUUGACCUUAUGAGAUACUAUGAUGUCAGAAUGAAUAAGGUUACUGCAGCAAGUGGUCUUCAAGCUGCUGGAUAUGUAGGGGAUUUAGAGAAGGGGAUUGCGAUUCAUGAAUACGUAGUACAACAAGGAAUGAUUGGUGAUAUCUCGGUUGCAACUUCUCUUAUGAGUAUGUAUUCCAAAUGUGGUGAGUUGGAGAUAGCGGAACAACUGUUCAUAAAUAUUAAAGAUAGAGAUGUCGUUUCUUGGUCUGCCAUGAUUGCUUCGUUUGUGCAAGUAGGUCAUCACGACGAUGCUCUCUCUUUGUUUAGGGAUAUGAUUAGUAUACCUGUCAAGCCUAAUGCUGUAACUUUGACAAGUGUGCUUCCGGCUUGUGCAGGAAUAGCCGCCUCUAGAUUAGGUAAGAGCAUACAUUGUUAUGCUAUAAAGGCUGAUAUGGAGUCUGGGUUGGCAACUGCCACAGCUAUUAUUUCAAUGUAUGCCAAAAGUGGUCUCUUUUCUCCUGCGCUCAAAGCUAUUGAAAGACUGCCAAUUAAAGAUGCUGUAGCAUUCAACGCUCUAGCACAGGGGUAUAUAAAGAUUGGUGAUGCCGGUAAAGCAUUUGAUGUGUACAAUAACAUGAAGAUUCGUGGAGUGUGCCCAGACUCAGGAACCAUGGUUGGUAUGCUUCAAACUUGUGCACUCUGUAGUGACAGUGAUCGAGGUUCUUGUGUUUACGGGCAAAUCAUAAAGCAUGGGUUCGAUUCAGAAUGUCAUGUGGCACAUGCUUUAAUCGAUAUGUUCACCAAAUGUGAGGCCCUUGCUGCAGCAAAAUCCUUAUUUGAAAAAUGUGGAUUCAAGAAAAGUACUGUAUCUUGGAAUAUAAUGAUGAACGGGUACUUACUCCACGGCCAAGCUGAAGAAGCUAUUGCCGCUUUUCGUCAGAUGAAGAUUGAGAAUUUUCAGCCAAAUAUAGUCACUUUUGUAAACAUCUUGCACGCAACGACACAAUUAGCAGCAUUGAGAUUAGGAAUGGCGGUUCAAGCCAGUCUCAUUCGGUUUGGAUUUUGUUCCCACGGGCCUGUUGGAAACAGCCUAGUCGAUAUGUAUGCGAAAUGUGGAAUGAUCGAAUCUUCCGAGAGAUGCUUUACAGAGAUAACAAACAGAGACAUGGUUUCAUGGAACACUAUGCUAUCCGCUUACGCAGUGAAUGGUUUAGCAAGCUCUGCGGUCUCACUCUUUUUGUUUAUGCAGGAAAAUGAACUCAAACUAGACGCUGUUUCCUUUCUCAGUGUUCUUUCAGCUUGUAGACACGCGGGUUUAGUUAAAGAAGGAAAACAAAUGUUCAAGGAAAUGGAAGAGAGAUACAAGAUCAAAGCAGAAGUUGAGCACUACUCGUGUAUGGUUGAUUUAUUAGGGAAGGCUGGUUUGUUUGAUGAAGCUGUGGAAAUUGUGAGAAGAAUGAGCGUGAAAGCAAGUGUAGGAGUGUGGGGAGCUUUAUUGAGUUGUUCAAGAAUGCAUUGUAAUUUGUGGUUAAGUAAUGCUGCAUUGUGUCAGCUUGUUAAGCUUGAGCCACUUAAUCCUUCUCAUUAUGGUCAAGACCGGAGAUUAGGAGAUGUUAAUGAUGGAUCAAGAAUCAAGAAAAUUCCUGCUUGUAGUUGGAUCCAAGUUUAAGAUUACCCAUUUUUAUUUAUUCUCGAUCAUGCAGGUUAUUGUAUAUGAUCUGAAGAUGUAGGUUGCCAAACAAUUUAUAC
Eutrema salsugineum is the source of this 2777-nucleotide messenger RNA. RefSeq names its product pentatricopeptide repeat-containing protein At2g39620. The coding region runs from base 13 to 2697 and encodes 894 amino acids. Gene Ontology annotation, biological process: RNA modification. The transcript has a single exon. NCBI's taxonomy places the organism in Eukaryota, Viridiplantae, Streptophyta, Magnoliopsida, Brassicales, Brassicaceae. Gene Ontology annotation, molecular function: RNA binding; protein binding. The record is from RefSeq and is a predicted model, not a curated record.